AUGUAAAUUAUAAAAAGAUAGAAAAUUAAAUUAAUCUUAAGUAUUAGUAAGAAUAAAUGAAUAAUAACAUAAAUAGUUUAUCUCAAAUUUAAAAGCAAAGGUUAUCAGGGGUCAACAAUAUGCCUGAAAAUAUAAAAGACGUGUUUUUGUUAUCAAUCAGAAAUUGCAAAGUACCUAAUGAGAGAAAAAUAUUUUAUCAUAUUAAAUAAAAAACACCAUAUAGAUACAGUUUAAAGAUACAUAUAGCUUUUAUAAAUGAAUUUCAAAAAGUAAAGUAAGUAAAUUAUGGAAAAUUAGAUUAAAAAAUUAAUAUUGAUAGCAGUAGAAUUCGUUGA
Molecule: messenger RNA, 335 nt
Organism: Paramecium sonneborni
Lineage: Eukaryota; Ciliophora; Oligohymenophorea; Peniculida; Parameciidae
Source: the annotation of a GenBank genome assembly